Rubroshorea leprosula is the source of this 1941-nucleotide messenger RNA. Lineage: Eukaryota; Viridiplantae; Streptophyta; Magnoliopsida; Malvales; Dipterocarpaceae. The record is from the annotation of a GenBank genome assembly.
GCCCUGCAACUUGUUUUCAUAAUUUGUUGAAGAUGAAAGCUCUGGAACGGGGACGGUUGCUGGGUGUAGAUGUUGGCAAUAAGUAUGUCGGGUUAGCAGUUUCAGACCCUUGUAAUAAAAUCGCAUCACUUCUAAGUGUUCUGCUUUGAAAGAAAACAAAUAUGGAUUUGAUGGCUGCUGAUUUUCAAAGUCUGGUAAGGUUGUCAUUCAAUUGGCUUGAUAAACACUUGGACUUUAGUAUGGAAACUGAAGCAAUGGUUGUGACCUCAAAAUAUAUGAAAGAGUAUCCUUUGAACAAAAGUGACUGCUUAUGAUGAUUGGACUCCUUUGAAUGUCAAUGAAUAAGUGAGGCUGGAUUUUGGAAUGCUUGUUCCUUCCAAGAUUGUGGCAUGAGAGAGGGAUUUGUUUAGGUUCCUUGUUUUUUUAGUGGGGAUGAUGGAUGUGGCCUCUGGGCUCUGGUAGGGAGAGGGAAAAGUUCUCCUGGUGUAAAAGCAUGCUUUAUUGUGAUUAAAAUCACUUGUAUUUGUUAGUUCUCUCUGCAUCUGUGUCUCUCUUUCUACAUUGCAGCAUGGAGCAUCCUUACAUUGUUCCUUUUCAUUAAUCCUCUGCUUUUGUCACUCCUGUAAUUCAACAAUUAAGGUGUCUGAUGUGACUGACUUCAUUUUGUGUACCUUUAUGAUCUGAUAAUUAUAAUAGUCAUCACUCUAAUCAAUUCCUCACAUCAACUCUAUGGUUGCAUUAUGAUCAUAGUUGCCUUUUAGCUGUGUUGUGAUUAGUUGUAUAAAUCAUGUUUAGGUGUCUACUAGGCAACGAGAACAGCACCACUAGCAAGACUCAUUUUAUAAAAUUUUCUUAAAUAUAUAAUGCAGCAGAUCUCUGAGCUAUCUCUGGUGGGCUUCGUUAUUGGCUAUCCAUUUGACAGACAAAGAAAGGCUCCUGAUGUGUGUUCUUGUCUCAUAUUAGUAGUCAAUACAAUCUUGUUGUUGCUCACUUAUCUUGUUCUUUUUUUUUCUUUGAUUAGGCUAUGCAAGUGAAGAUAUUCAUUAAUGAGCUAAGUAAGAUGGGAAAACUUGAUGGUGUGAAGUACACUUUCUGGAAUGAGUGCUUUACACCAAAGAAUCUAGAACUGCUGUAGAGCCCUUGAAUUUGCACCCAUUUCAGUUGAAGACAAUAUUUGACAAAUUUGCUGCUGUUCAGAUUCUCCAGGUGUACAUGGAUUAUGUGAACAAGAAUGUGAAGUUGGACAAUACCGACUGAGAUAUCUUUGACUAUAUGCAGCUGGAUACCUUGAGCAUUCUAUCAAUCCAACAUCAUCAGCGUAAGAAGAGUGGCUUUGAACUUUGAACUUUGAACUUUGAACUUUGAACCCCAAGGGAAGGUUCAGCAUCCCAUCAAUGCUGUUAUUCAUUACAAGGUCUCAUAUGAUAUCCACAUCCAAGCCAGGCAUCCCAAAAAAAAAAAAAAAAUGGAAUGCUGUAGGCUGUAGUUGCCAUGGAAUUGUUAAAACUGUUUCAAUUCCUGUUGCAACUGUAGUUCAAGGACCAUCAAGGGAAACUUCAACUCUGAUGAUUAUCUUGGUAAACCCACCAUUGUAUUUGUCCCAGAAUCCAUAUAGUCAUUUUAUAUGCCUUUCUUACAGGAACACUGGAGAGAACAAUUUGUUCCUGCUGGCCCCCCCCCUUACCUAUGGCAUCACUCUUUCUUUAGAAUGGUACCGUUGAAAUCAAAAAAACAAAGGGCUCUCUGCCCUAAGAUGUGGCAAGCUGAUAAGGACAGACCCACUGUAAGGGCUGUGGUUACUUUUUGUGGGCCACAUGCUGCCUACCCUACCAAUGGGAUCACUCUUCUUCCUCUACUCUUUUUUGGUCAAUAGUCAGAGAGAAAUACUUUGUUCAGAACAACACUCCUCACUUGACUCGGUAAUAAAUUUUUUUUCUUUUU